UUUCCGGUCGUGGCGGACACUUCCCGCGGAGGGACUGUCCCGUGGCACCUGGCAGGGUCGAGAGGACGCAGGGUCGGAGCAGCGGCGAUGGACGACCAGAGCCUGGACGAGUUCCGUCGGCGCUGGCAGGAGGAGCUGGCGCAGGCCCAGGCGCUGAGGAAGCGGCGGCGGCCGGAGGCUGCCGAGCGGAGGCCGCGGCGGCCCGAAGUGGCCCCUGGGCGCGGCGAGCAGGCCUCGGGGUACCUGGCGCUGGCCCAGGGCCUCUUGGAGGGCGCGGGACGGCCCCCGGCGCCGCGGGCGACCCGGGCCGAGAGGCAGGACGCGGCCAGCCGUUCCCGUUCCCCUCCCGCGCGUGAGGACGCCGGGCGCGGGGAGCAGCUGGUGGACCAGCUCAUCCGCGACUUGAAUGAAAUGGAUGAUGUGCCCUUCUUUGAUAUCCAACUACCUUAUGAACUGGCAAUCAAUAUAUUUCAGUAUCUGGACAGGAAAGAUCUAGGAAGGUGUGCGCAGGUGAGCAAGACGUGGAAGGUGAUCGCAGAAGAUGAAGUGCUCUGGUACAGGCUGUGCCAGCAGGAAGGGCACCUCCCUGAGAGCAGCAUCUCUGAUUAUUCUUGCUGGAAGCUCAUCUUCCAAGAGUGCCGAGCCAGGGAACACAUGUUAAGAACCAACUGGAAGAAUCGCAAAGGUGCCGUGAGUGAACUGGAACAUAUUCCUGAUGCGGUUUUAUGUGAUGUACAUUCUCAUGAUGGUGUGGUCAUUGCUGGAUACACAUCAGGGGACGUGAGAGUGUGGGACACCCGCACCUGGGACUAUGUAGCCCCCUUCCUGGAAUCAGAGUAUGAGGAGGAUGAGCCUGGAAUGCAGCCAUAUGUCUCCUUUGUGAGGAUAAACAGCUCGCUGGCGGUGGCGGCUUUUGAGGAUGGAUUUCUUAAUAUUUGGGAUCUAAGGACUGGAAAGUAUCCUAUUCAUCGUUUUGAGCAUGAUGCAAGAAUACAAGCACUAGCUCUCAGCCAGGAAGAUGCAACGGUUGCCACAGCUUCUGCUUUUGAUGUUGUAAUGUUGUAUCCCAAUGAAGAGGGAUAUUGGCAAAUAGCUGCAGAAUUUGAAGUUCAGAAACUGGUUGACUACCUUGAAAUAGUUCCAGAUACCGGAAGGUACCCUGUGGCAGUAGCCACUGCUGGAGAUCUGGUAUAUCUGCUAAAAGCUGAAGACUCUGCCAGAACCCUCCAUUAUGUCUACGGCCAGCCUGUCACAUGUCUAGAUGUCUCAGCCAACCAGGCUGCUUUUGGUGUGAAGAGUCUGGGAUGGGUGUACGAAGGAAACAAGAUCCUGGUGUAUAGCCUGGAAGCCGAAUGCUGCCUCUCAAAGCUGGGUAACGCACUUGGGGACUUCACUUGUGUCAACCUCAGGGAUAGCCCUCCCAAUCUCAUGGUCAGUGGCAACAUGGACAGGAGGGUGAGGAUCCACGACCUCCGCACAGACAGAACCGCCCUGCUGCUCUCUGCCCACCAACUUGGAGUCUCUGCAGUCCAGAUGGAUGACUGGAAAGUUGUCAGUGGAGGCGAGGAAGGCCUGGUCUCUGUGUGGGAUUAUCGGAUGAACCAGAAGCUGUGGGAAGUGCAUUCUAGACACCCUGUCCGUCACAUCUCCUUUAACAGCCACAGCCUCAUCACGGCCAACGUGCCCUAUGAGAGGGUGGUGCGCAGUGCCGACCAGGACAACUUCACCACGCACAGGAGGCACCGAGGGCUCAUCCAGGCCUAUGCGUUUGCAGUGGACCGGCUGGCCUUUCAGAGUGCUCUUCCCAUCUGCCGGUCAUCCCGGGACGCCAUGGCGGGGUACAACUAUGACCUUGCACUGGCUUUUCCCUGUGACGAUAAUUAGGGAACAGUAGCCUUAUUUGGGAGAAAUUAGGAAUUUUAAACCUACAGAGGAGCUCUGCACCAGAUUGAAACGUUUGGGGUUGGAGAAGGGUCCAGCUGACAACCCCACACAUCCCUGAACUGCCUUAGCUGCUUCUCCACUUCCGGUGAAAUUCCAUCCCACUCUGGUCUCUCUCCCUGGGCACUCAGUUCCCUGCCCCUUGGGGCUCUGAGUACCACACGCUGACUUGUGUUUAUACUUCCCUGCUGCCUCCCCGAGUGGCUCUACCAAACCACAGGGCCUUGCCGCAGGCCUCCCGCCGAGGCAUUCCUGCGGCCCACAGCCCCUCUGGGCCUGGCUGGCCGUCCUGCCUGUCUCCAGCCCUCUCCUCUCGGGGGGCCUUCGGAUGGGCUGGUGUCCGAGCUUCCUCGCAAGGCCCAAUAUCCACCCAGCUUGCGCAGCUGGCUCUGGGUGGGCAUCUUUGUCACCACUACCCUGUGUGAACCUGGACUAGCGCUACUUUUCCUCACAGGUUUUUCCAUGGUUAUAAUUAUAUGUUUAUACACUAUUUCAUUAAUGAAUUUGUUUCCUGUUGCAUCUAUAUAUGUGAUACAAAGUAGAUGUUUUCUACAUAUUCAUUGAAUAAAUAGCCAUCCUCCAAGUAGGAUGGCAGGUGAUUCUGCAAACUGUGCGCGUGAGGAGGCAGAGCUGUGAGAGGAGCCUUGCCUUGAACCACAGCAGCGGAGCGGGGCAGCACAAGAGAGCCGUCCAGUUUGAGCGGAGCUCCCACUUCCAAAGGAUUACGAGGGCAAACCUUUGCAUCGCUCUUGGUUUAGAUGCUCUAAGCAGCAGCCAUCUCAUAAACCUUCAAAAUAUCAAAGCAGAAAUGUGAUUACACUACAAAGGGACAAAAAGCCAUGCUCAUAGUAGGUGACCAGAUUAAAAUAGUAAAAAAAAAAAAAAACAAGCUAAACUUUCUAAGGAUUUACUAAAUUUACAGUCUUGAUCAAAUAGCUGUAGAAUUUUAUACCUCUUCAAAUGUUUGUAGGCCAUGCACAAAAAAUGACUGUGUGUGAAGACCACAAAGAUGGAUGGGAUACAGGCCAAAUUCAGUGACUCCAACCCCAAAUGCACUAAGAUUAGAAAUCAACAAAAAGAAUGAAAGCACAUACACAUUGGAAACCUGAAGUCACAUGGUUUUAGAGGGGGAACUCCCCAGACCAGUGACAGUGAGGGCACCGGGUAUCCACGCCCGGGGACGGAAGCCUGAGUGGGACUGAGGGAAGCUGUGGCUUUAACAGAAAAUAAUGACAGACUGAAAAUAACAAGGCUGAGUGGUCACCUUAGAAAGCUUUUAAAAAGGUAAUAGCCCAAAGAAAGCAGACAAAGGAGUCAAAUAAUGAAAUAAAAAACCAACAA
Manis javanica (Malayan pangolin) is the source of this 3282-nucleotide messenger RNA. It is a transcript of the gene FBXW8, whose product is annotated as F-box and WD repeat domain containing 8. The record is from RefSeq and is a predicted model, not a curated record. Gene Ontology annotation, cellular component: Cul7-RING ubiquitin ligase complex; ciliary basal body; centriole. Gene Ontology annotation, molecular function: protein binding. Gene Ontology annotation, biological process: protein ubiquitination; cilium assembly. Lineage: Eukaryota; Metazoa; Chordata; Mammalia; Pholidota; Manidae.